Procambarus clarkii (red swamp crayfish) is the source of this 1776-nucleotide messenger RNA. Lineage: Eukaryota; Metazoa; Arthropoda; Malacostraca; Decapoda; Cambaridae. The record is from RefSeq and is a predicted model, not a curated record.
AUGAUUAGGAGGCCAGAGCAAUUACGGCAGUCUCGCGUGACCUCCAGUCCCCCAAAAAGCCGACAAGCCGCUGUACCCCCGAGGGUCGACGAUGAAAAAGACAAGGAAGUGAGACGUUCCCAGCGAUCAUGGCCUGUAGUUAUAAUACAGCUUUAUCUUGGCGACAUCCAGGCCCAUCCUCACUCCAUCUUGGCAACAUCCAGGCCCAUCCUCACUCCAUCUUGGCAACAUCCAGGCCCAUCCUCACUCCAUCUUGGCAACAUCCAGGCCCAUCCUCACUCCAUCUUGGCAACAUCCAGGCCCAUCCUCACUCCAUCUUGGCGACAUCCAGGCCCAUCCUCACUCCAUCUUGGCGACAUCCAGGUCCAUCCUCACUCCAUCUUGGCAACAUCCAGGCCCAUCCUCACUCCAUCUUGGCGACAUCCAGGCCCAUCCUCACUCCAUCUUGGCGACAUCCAGGCCCAUCCUCACUCCAUCUUGGCAACAUCCAGGCCCAUCCUCACUCCAUCUUGGCAACAUCCAGGCCCAUCCUCACUCCAUCUUGGCAACAUCCAGGCCCAUCCUCACUCCAUCUUGGCAACAUCCAGGCCCAUCCUCACUCCAUCUUGGCAACAUCCAGGCCCAUCCUCACUCCAUCUUGGCAACAUCCAGGCCCAUCCUCACUCCAUCUUGGCAACAUCCAGGCCCAUCCUCACUCCAUCUUGGCAACGUCCUGGACGCUCUCACAGACAUCCAGUCCUAUACCAGAGUGAUCAUCUCAAAUCUGACAAUUGGUCCGAGACGCAGUCACCCCCACACUCCCACAGCGCCCUGCUGGCCCAGUCACACACGGGUAGGAGAACAAGAGAGGUGAGCAACAGGCCAGAGAAGAAGAGAGUGAGCAACAGGCCAGAGAAGAAGAGAGUGAGCAACAGGCCAGAGAAGACAGGUGAGCAACGGGCCAAAGAAGAGAGUGAACCACUAGACCGCCAGCCUCCCCUCAGUGAACCACUAGACCACCAGACUCCCCUCAGUGAACCACUAGACCGCCAGCCUCCCCUCAGUGAACCACUAGACCACCAGACUCCCCUCAGUGAACCACUAGACCGCCAGCCUCCCCUCAGUGAACCAUUAGACCAUCAGCCUCCCCUCAGUGAACCACUAGACCACCAGCCUCCCCUCAGUGAACCACUUGACCAUCAGCCUCCCCUCAGUGAACUACUUGACCACCAGCCUCCCCUCAGUGAACCACUAGACCACCAGCCUCCCCUCAGUGAACCACUAGACCACCAGCCUCCCCUCAGUGAACCACUUGACCACCAGCCUCCCCUCAGUGAACCACUUGACCACCAGCCUCCCCUCAGUGAACCACUAGACCACCAGCCUCCCCUCAGUGAACCACUAGACCACCAGCCUCCCCUCAGUGAACCACUUGACCACCAGCCUCCCCUCAGUGAACCACUAGACCACCAGCCUCCCCUCAGUGAACCACUUGACCACCAGCCUCCCCUCAGUGAACCACUAGACCACCAGCCUCCCCUCAGUGAACCACUUGACCACCAGCCUCCCCUCAGUGAACCACUUGACCACCAGCCUCCCCUCAGUGAACCACUUGACCACCAGCCUCCCCUCAGUGAACCACUUGACCACCAGCCUCCCCUCAGUGAACCACUUGACCACCAGCCUCCCCUCAGUGAACCACUAGACCACCAGCCUCCCCUCAGUGAACCACUUGACCACCAGUUCACCUACACGCCUUCCCAGCUUCCCCUCAACGGACAUACACAAAGGAAAUAG